Babesia microti strain RI is the source of this 735-nucleotide messenger RNA. RefSeq names its product HVA22/TB2/DP1 family protein, putative. The transcript is spliced from 2 exons. The record is from RefSeq and is a predicted model, not a curated record. Bases 1 to 735 code for a protein of 244 amino acids. Lineage: Eukaryota; Apicomplexa; Aconoidasida; Piroplasmida; Babesiidae.
AUGUUUAACGAAAACGAGAUCCCUCAGUUCCAGCGCCCUUUCACCCCCUCCAAAGACACGGAGAUUGACACUAGCAUCAAUUUCCCUGCCAAUUCAAUUCUAAAUAACAUAUCAUUUCAAAAAUUAUUGGAUUGGUUAGAUGAAUGCACAGAAGGCUUACCAAUCGUGGAAAGUUUUGCGAGACGAUUCAACGUUACUAGGGGUCAUAUAGCGGCAAUAUUUUCUGCUAUAUUAAUUCUGUACUUUAUUUUCGGCUGGAAAAUUAACAUCUUUUGCAAUACAAUAGGGUUGGUAUAUCCAGCAUUUAAAUCUCAUAAGGUUUUACUGAUUCAUAGAGCCAUGACUGAAAGUCCAAAAGCAACAGCUACUAUCACAACUGGGGGAAAGGACAAAGAAAAUGACACAAACCCUCAAAUGCCUACUUGUCUCAAUGGAAUCCAAGGGGAAAUUAUGUUUUGGCUUAGGUACUGGAUUGUUUACUCGCUUUAUUUAUUUAUUUCGAUAUUAAUUUUCCCCUUGAUAUCAUGGUUGCCACUAAUAUCUAUAGUUCGGGUUGGUUUUAUCCUAUAUCUCUACCAUCCAUACACUAGAGGGGCCAACGCGAUCUACUACCUCGUAAUAUCACCUCUGCUAAGCAAAAACCAGAAGAUCAUAGAACAGGCCAUUGACACCCUCGAAAGGGUUGCGAUGGGUGAAAUCAGGAAAUUUACAGAAAAACAAAUGAAGCUACACUAA